Molecule: messenger RNA, 2220 nt
Organism: Quercus robur (English oak)
Lineage: Eukaryota; Viridiplantae; Streptophyta; Magnoliopsida; Fagales; Fagaceae
Product: DNA-directed RNA polymerase subunit beta''-like
Exons: 1
Biological process (GO): DNA-templated transcription
Molecular function (GO): DNA binding; DNA-directed RNA polymerase activity
Source: RefSeq, a predicted model, not a curated record
AUAUAUCCUGUUAUUCUCUACGAAAAUUUUUAUUUAUUGGCAAAGAGACGAAGAAAUAGAUUCAUCAUUCCAUUACAAUUGAUUCCAGAACGAGAAAAAGGGCUAAUGCCUCUUUCCGGUGUUUCGAUUGAAAUACCCGGAAAUGGUAUUUUUCGUAAAAAAAGUAUUCUUGCUUAUUUUGAUGAUCUUCAAUACAGAAGAAAGAAUUCAGGCAUUACGAAAUAUGGGACUACAGGGGGGCAUUCCAUCCUCAAAAAUGAGGAUUUGAUUGAGUAUCGAGGAGUCAAAGAAUUGAAGCCAAAAUACCAAAUGAAAAUAGAUCGAUUUUUUUUCAUUCCCGAGGAAGUACAUAUUUUGCCAGAAUCUUCUUCCAUAAUGGUACAGAACAAUAGUCUCAUUGGACUAGAUACACGAAUCACUUUAAAUACAAGAAGCCGAGCGGGCGGAUUGGUCCGAGUGGAGAGAAAAAAAAAAUGGAUUGAACUUAAAAUCUUUUCUGGAGAUAUCCAUUUUCCUGGAGAGAUGGAUAAGAUAUCCCGACACAAUGAUAUCUUGCUCCCGCUUGGAGCGGCAAAAAAAAAUGCUAAGGAAUCAAAAAAAAAAUUGAAAAAUUGGAUCUAUGUCCAAUGGAUCCCACCUAACAAGAAAAAGUAUUUUGUUUUGGCUCGACCCGUAAUCAUAUAUGAGAUAGCGGACGGUAUAAAUUUAGUAACACUUUUCUCCCAGGAUCUGUUGCACGAAAGGGAUAAUAUGGAACUUAGAAUUGUCAAUUAUAUCCUUUAUGGCAAUGGCAAACCAAUUCGGGGAAUUUAUGGAACAAGUAUUCAAUUAGUUCGGACUUGUUUAUUGUUGAAUUGGAAACAAGACAAAAAAAGUUCUUCUGUCGAAGAGGCCCACGCUUCUUUUGUUGAAGUAAAUACAAAUGGUAUGAGUCGAGAUUUCCUGCGAAUCGAUUUAGUGAAAUCCCAUAUUUCGUAUAUCAGAAAAAGGAAAGAUCCGUCAGGUUCAGGAUUGAUCUUUGAUAAGAGGCCAGACCGCACCAGUAUCAAUCCAUUUUAUUCUAUUUCUUCCAAGGCAGGGAUUCAACAAUCACUUAGCCAAAAUCAAGUAACUAUUCGUACGUUGUUGAAGAGGAAUAAGGAAUGCCAAUCUUUUAUAAUUUUGUCAUCAUCUAAUUGUUUUCAAAUGGGUCCAUUCAACGAUGUAAAAUAUUACAAUGAUGUAAUAAAAAAAGAAUCAAUGAAAAGAGAUAGUCUAAUUCCAAUUAGGAAUUCCUUGGGACCUUUAGGAUUAGGAAGAACCCCUCAAAUUGCGCAUUUUUAUUCAUUUUACCAUUUAAUAACUUAUAAUCAGAUCUCGGUAACUAAAUAUUUACAACUUGACAAUUUCAAACAGACUUUUCAAGUGCUUAAAUAUUAUUUAAUGGAUGAAAAUGGUAGGGUUUCUAUUUAUAAUAAUCCCGAUCCACGCGGUAACAUCGUUUUGAAUCCAUUCAAUUUGAAUUGGAAUUUUCUCCAUCAUAAUUAUUGUGAAGAAGCGUCUAGAAUAAUUAGCCUUGGGCAGUUUAUUUGUGAAAAUUUAUGUAUAGCCAAAAACGGACCGCACUUAAAAUCGGGUCAAGUUCUAAUUGUUCAAAUUGACUCUGUAGUAAUAAGAUCAGCUAAAGCUUAUUUGGCCACUCCGGGAGCAACCGUUCAUGGCCAUUAUGGAGAAAUCCUUUACGAAGGAGAUACAUUAGUUACAUUUAUAUAUGAAAAAUCGAGAUCUAGGGAUAUAACGCAAGGUCUUCCAAAAGUGGAACAAGUGUUAGAAGUGCGUUCGAUUGAUUCAAUAUCGAUGAACCUAGAAAAGAGAAUUGAGGGUUGGAACAAGAGUAUAACAAAAAUUAUUGGAAUUCCUUGGAGAUUCUUGAUUGGUGCUGAGCUAACUAUAGUGCAAGGGCGUAUCUCUUUGGUUAAUAAGAUCCAAAAAGUUUAUAGAUCUCAGGGGGUGCAGAUUCAUAAUCGACAUAUAGAAAUUAUUGUGCGUCAAAUAACAUCAAAAGUGUUGGUUUCAGAAGAGGGAAUGUCUAAUGUUUUUUCACCCGGAGAACUGAUUGAAUUGUUGCGGGCGGAACGAACAGGGCGCGCUUUGGAAGAAGCGAUCUGUUACCGAGCUAUCUUAUUGGGAAUAACGAAAGCAUCUCUAAAUCAUAAUAGAGAAGUAAAGGUUGUAAUAUAA